AUGAUGCAAGCAGCAGCGAAUAUUCCGGUGGUUUGGAAUCUUUCGCUUCGUGGGUCAUCUUCUAAAGUCCAAAUACUGAACCCUAAACAUCGAAAGGCUCAUGCGAUUCAUUGUUUGAGAUCAGAAGAGUUUGAGAAUCGUCAGGAAAAUGUUGAACUGUCAUCUUCUGUUAUAAAAGAAGCAAAACAUAAGGACAUAUGGAACCUCUUUAAAGAAGCUCAACAAAAUAUCCUUUUCUUAAACAAGCAACGAGUAGCUGCAGUUAAAGAGUUAGAGAAGGUGAAAAAAGAGAAAGAUGAAUUACUAGAGAGGAUAAACCAAUUGGAAGCAGAGAGUCAGAUCAUAAUCAAGAAAGACAAGUCGUCUAUAUUCUGGGAGUUGCUUCUUCGUAUUGAUUCUAUGGUGAUCAAUGGAUUAAUUGGGAUCGAAGAAGCUUCUUCCAUGAGAAAGCUUGUUAGGGAGCAUGAAGUGAAUAUCUCUGAGUUUCCUCUUGAUGUUCUGCAACAAGGAGAUGCCGAAGUUCUAGCAGAACUUAGACGGUUCCCAAAUGAAGGCAAAAGGAAUGGUCUCCACGUGAUUCAUAUAUGCACCGAGAUGGCUCCAUUAGUUUCUGUUGGACCUUUGGCUUCAUAUAUUACAGGAUUGUCUUGUGCACUCCAAGAAAAGGGUUACUUGGUUGAGAUUAUAUUGCCCAAAUAUUCUACACUUGAUUUGGACGAAGUUGAAGGGCUCCGGGAAAUCGAAGCUGACACAUAUUCUUAUUUUAAUGGUCAGCUCCAUGCAAACCGAAUAUGGAAUGGAGUUGUCUCUGGAAUAGGAGUGACGCUUAUUCAACCGUUGUAUUACGUGUCAAUGUUUAGCCGUGAUAAAGUAUAUGGCUAUCCGGACGAUGUUGAUAGAUUUGCCUACUUUUCUCGUGCUUCGUUGGAUUACAUUGCAAAAUCUGGAAAGCAGCCUGAUGUGUUACACAUUCACAACUGGCAAACCGCAAUAGUUGGACCGCUGUUUUGGGAUGUUUUUGUUAAUCAGGGGCUUGAAGGUACUAGAGUACUCUUGACAUGCCAUGACUUUGACUCAAAGUGUCUUGUGCCUCCUGAGAAGUUGGAGUUAUGUGGGCUUGAUCCAGCUAGUCUUCAUCGUGUUGAUCGCUUACAAGAUAACACGAAUCCACAAGUGGUUAAUAUUUUGAAGGGUGGUAUCGUCUACUCGAACAAAGUUGUAAUAAUGUCAUCCUCACAUUCUGAGGGAAGGACAUUCCCUCAUAAAUCAAUCCCUGGUCUCGAACAAACUUUAGCUGUUCACAAGGAGAAAUUGUUUUUUGCUCCCUUUGGAUUGGACAACUCAACAUGGGAUCCUUCAAGAGAUGUGUAUCUCCCUGAAAACUACAGUGUUGAGGAUAUACGGGGAAAAUCAAUCUGCAAAGUCGAAUUGCAGCGUCAACUCGGUCUAGUGGAGGAUGCUUCAAUCACCAUUGUAGGGUGCAUCUUCUCAGAGAUAUCAGAUGUUGAUCAUGAAAGCUUGAAGUCGCUUGUUCGGAGUACAAAAAAGAAUGAUGUCCAGUUUGUUAUAAUGUUAACGAAUGAAGAUCAGAUGAUAAUCAAGAAGCUGGAGACAAUUCAAGAUGAAUUUGAGGGAGGAAAUGUGAAGAUUGUUUCAGAACACCAGCAAGGUUUUUCACAUCUGAUUUUUGCUGGAUCAGACAUUAUGUUGUGUCUGAACUUUAAUGAUCCACUUCUCCAAGUCCAUCUCAAAGCUCUGCGAUAUGGAACAGUACCAAUCGAACUUAACCGCAAAACCACCGGGUUUAGCGACUCGACGUUUGGGAACAUGUCUUUAAGCCAAGCUUUGGACCUUAUAAAGAAGAAUCCAAAGUUGUGGAACUUAAAGAUAAUGGAAGCAAUGGAGAAAGACUUGUGUUGUGACAUCCAUGUCUCUGCAUAUACUUCCAUUAAGAACUUGUGA
Messenger RNA from Arabis nemorensis, 1962 nucleotides. NCBI's taxonomy places the organism in Eukaryota, Viridiplantae, Streptophyta, Magnoliopsida, Brassicales, Brassicaceae. The record is from the annotation of a GenBank genome assembly.